AUGCGCGAAAGUCUCUAUGGCACGAUAAAGGAAGUCCCAGCUGAGCGUCAUCACAGCCCUUCUCCUACGGUGCGCUUUCACAGCCCCCGGACGCGUGAGGAAGGUCGACCCAAGGCGGUACUGACCACUUUAACGCUCUUCGGAGUCAUGUACGCGUCCACCAUUAGCGGUGGAUACGGCAUGGAGGACUCCGUCCGCGCUGGAGGUCCACUGCUAUCCAUCGUUUUUCUCUGUCUGAUCCCGUUUGCGUGGGGUAUACCCGUAUCACUUUGUGUUGCUGAGCUAUCCUGCGCCAUCCCAUCGAAUGCGGGACCUGCAAUGUGGGUGAACUGCGCGUUCCCAUCCUGGGUUACCUUCACGACGGUCAUAUGGACCACCUUCCUUAGCACGGUAGAUAACAGCUUGUAUCCGGCGAUUCUCGCGGAUUACUGCACGGUGCUCUUUGAUUUUGACUGGAUUGCUAAGAUUUUCGUAAAGAUUGGUUUCUUAAGUCUUUGUAUGAUCAUCAACAUAGUCGGCUUCAGACUUUUAGGUCCCCUUAGUGUUUUCAUCGUGAUCAUCACGCUAGUUCCGUUCAUUCUCAUGUUUGUUUUACAGUUGCAGAACGGCUUGAGUUGGGAGCGAAUCAGCUAUGUGCCUGAGGCGGUCGACUGGGCCCUCUUCUUACCGGUCGUUACGUGGAAUUUUUCUGGUUUCGAGGCGGUAGGAAACGUCAUUGAGGAGGUACAAAAUCCGAACUCUACGUACAUCCGCGCGCUUGUGCUAAUGAUCAUAGCUUCACUUUUCACCUACAUUCCCCCUAUUCUAGCCGGGGCGAGCGUCAAAGCACUCGAAUCAGUACCCUUUGAGGACUGGGAUGACGGCUUCUGGGUGAAGGUUGGGGGCGCCGUCGGUGGGACCCCGCUAGCAGCCACGGUGCUCUUUGGCGGUGCCAUGUCGAUGUUUGGUCUUAUGACAACACUAAUAGCGACCACAUCGCGGUCCCUAGCUGGUAUAGCUGGGAUCAAUGCCUUUCCAAGCUUCAUUUCGAAUUGGCUGCAAAAAUACUCGAUGACGUUCAACGCACAUGUCAAUGCCAUCGUUUUAAACACGAUUUUAACUGGGACUCUUUCAAUCUUCUUCACCUUCAAGACUUUGGUGCAGGUGGACCAGGUGCUCUACGCCUUGCGACUCGUCACCAUCUUGUUCGCUUUCCUAAAGCUGCGCUUUCGCCAGCCCCUGCUCGAGCGACCCUACCGAGCACCGGGUGGGAACUUCGCGGCCUGCUUAUGGGCUGGAAUCCCGAUCAGUUUUAGUCUCUUUUUGAUCGCCAUGACAAUGGCAGGAAAUUCUUUAAUUAUGUACAGUAGUACUAUAUUAGUCCUUGGGACGAUUCUGAUAUCCGUCGUGACGGUUCGAUUUUUCAAGCGCGAUGGGUUUGAAGGGUCACUUGUGGAGGUGUAUGAAGAUCCUGAUAUGCAAGCAUAUGGGUCACUUCUCGGUAUUGAGUCUGAGCAGUGGCGGAAAUUUCAUCCAACUAGUAUCUUUAUUGAGCAUCCACCCACAAUAAACUAUGAGCGAUUUGAAAGCACCCGUUAG
Molecule: messenger RNA, 1578 nt
Organism: Phytomonas sp. EM1
Lineage: Eukaryota; Euglenozoa; Kinetoplastea; Trypanosomatida; Trypanosomatidae
Source: the annotation of a GenBank genome assembly